Molecule: messenger RNA, 8954 nt
Organism: Stegodyphus dumicola
Lineage: Eukaryota; Metazoa; Arthropoda; Arachnida; Araneae; Eresidae
Product: trithorax group protein osa-like
Biological process (GO): positive regulation of DNA-templated transcription; regulation of transcription by RNA polymerase II; chromatin remodeling
Cellular component (GO): SWI/SNF complex; brahma complex; nBAF complex
Molecular function (GO): nucleosome binding; DNA binding
Source: RefSeq, a predicted model, not a curated record
AAAAAAAAAAAAAAAAACAGUGUGUUUAUCUGAGGUGUUUGGUUUAAUCAUGGCUGCUAUAUUGCAGACGAGUGUAGCUGACAAUUAAAGAGAAUGUUAGCAUAAAGUGGUUACGGGGUUUAUUUACAACAUAGUUGUUAGGGUGGGGUAGUUUGACUGAAAGGAAUAAAGAAGUCUGAUAAAGUUCUGAAUUAAAUUUUUGUACAGUAUUGGCAUUGUUUACUAUCACAGCCAGAUAAUUGAAAGACAACUGGAACUUGGCCAUUGUCUAAGGCAGAAAUUUUAACGCAUGUACCUGCUUCAUAUGAAAGGCAAAAAGUGGAAGUAUUAACUGUUCAUUUUUUAAGGAAGACUAACUAAAAAAAGCAGGAAGAAGAGAAAGAAGUGGAUAAACGUCAAGUACAAAAAUAUCAAUCCAAGUAAUUAAGAAGAGGCCAUGCAUGCUACGCAUGAAUGAAGAGAUAGGACGAAACUAUGGAUCAUUUCUCUACACAGCCGUUCAGUUAUUUACCAGCGCGUGUUAUUGCGCCCCUACCUCCCUUCUGCUCACGUGGGUUUGAAUAAACGAGGAUUUGACGUCAUCUUGCAAAUUUGGCUGUUAAAAACUUCCCGCGAAACUGCUUGACUUUGUUCCCUUGAUGUUUUAUAUCUUCUGUCCUAUGCAAAUCUAGUUAAAACAUGGAGAAUCCUAACCAAUCCAUUUCUCAUUCAACACAGCUCUCAACUCAGGGAUAUAACCAUCAAAUGCAGUCUGCAAUGUGGAGUGGAAACAAAGUCUGUCAAAACACUUCAGGGCAGAAUGCAAAUAUGGAUCAUUACUCCCAACAAAUGAACCGCUAUGCAUCUUAUCCAUCACAGACUUCCAAUGAUGUGAAUAGGUAUUUGCCUCCUGUUUCGAAGGAUCAAAACUCAAAUUCUGUUCCAUAUAGUUCUCAGUUCCCUAUGGCAAGGCAAAACAGUUAUUCUUGUACAAAUCCAUCCCAAAAUUACAUGACUGUAAAAAGCAACUGCAGUAAUGUAUAUUAUGGCAGUGUUAAUACAGACAAAAACUAUGCUCCAAAUAAUAUGGUUUCAUCACCAAAGAAAUAUGCAAAUUCAAGCCUUGGGCUAUCUCCAGCCCCAACUGGUGUACCUCAAAUUCCUCAGGUUUCACAUAAUACUGGGGCACAUAUGCCACAAAUGCCUCAUUAUGGAGACCAGAGUAGUUAUCAGAUGCAGAAUAUGUAUGUUUCUAACUAUAGUAUAUACGGAAGUGGAGAUAGUCAACAAUCUUAUAUGUUGCGACAGAGUUUGUCUUCGCCUACAUCAGCGUUAUCUUCACAAGAAGCUUCAUCAAUUCACUCUAUUGCUAUGGUACCAUCAAAUCAGGUGUCACAGGUGUCUUCAAUACCUACUCCUCCAGAAACAUCAUCUCUGCCAGGCGAUGCCAUGUCAGGUGUGGAAACUCUGUCUACUGAUGCAUUAGCUGAUAGCAUGAAAAUGAGCAUUUCAAAUUCAUCAUUUGUUCUCCCUGGAACAGUAGUUAGCCAUAUGCCUAGUAACAUGCCAUCCCCUGUGUCAUCAAUAGGAAAUGCUGCUUCAAUGUCUUCUCGCAAUGUUGGUAAUGCACUUCAGCCUCCAGCUAACGUAGAUGAAGGAAGUCAAGCUUCAAGUGCAUCUGCAUCAUCAUCUAUACCAGAUGAACAGAGUUCUGCAAAAACAAAUUCAAAGCCUAAUUUCUCAUAUCCUCCGACUCCAAAUACUUUGUCCUCUCCCGGUGCUGCAUCCAUGUCAUCUUUCCAUGAUGAUUUAGAGUGUAUAUCUAGUCCUGGCUGGCCCAAAACUCCUGCUAGUCCUGUUGCCAAUAGCAAUUAUGAAUUUGCAAAUAUAAAGCGUCCAGAAAACCUGCUGAAGUUAUACACAUUAUCAGAUGAACCAGAUAGGCGUUACUUUCUUGAUAAACUAAUUGUAUUUAAUGAAGAUAGGGGUAGUCCCAUCACCCAGUGCCCUACUAUAAGCAAGCAGCCUCUGGAUGUUUUUCGAGUCUACCUUACUGUUAAGGAACGUGGAGGAUUUGUAGAGGUAACAAAUGCUAAACGAUGGAAAGAUAUUGCUGGUGCUAUUGGUGUUGGAGCAUCAUCUAGUGCUGCAUAUACCCUGCGUAAGCAGUACAUGAAACUUUUACUGCCAUUUGAGUGUAAGUUUGAUCGAGGUGGCGUUGAUCCUCAGCCUAUCAUUAAUAUGGUUGAAGCUUCAUCUAGAAAGAAAGGCAAAAAUUCAACAACUACAAGUUAUGGAAAUCAAAAUCAUUAUAAUCAAGCUUAUCCACAGCCAAUGGAUAGGUACCAUACUGGCUAUCCUGGAUCUUAUCCAUCAUCUCGAUAUUCCUGUAACAAUGUUAUGGAUUAUCAGUGUACUUCAAAUGCCGUACAUUACCAACAGACAGCUACGUCUCAUACUGCAUCUCAUAACACUAUGCCUGGUCAAAACCAGUAUAAUCAGUAUUCUCAUAGCACACCAUCAAAUUAUGGGUAUUAUCAAGGAAAUAAUUCUGCCACUUCUCCCAUGUAUAAUAAUGUGCAGAAUAAUAUUAGCAAUAAUAUGUGUAGAUAUGGAAAUAGUGCCGCCUCAUCCCCAGUGCCUCAAGAGCAAGGAUAUUAUUCUCAUCAGUAUUCACCUCAGCAUCAAGGACAGAGCAUUCAAGAUAACGGAUAUGGAAGUUCUGGAGGAUGUUCCAUACAGGAAAAUCUUCCUGCAGCUGCUGUGAAUCAAGCAUCAAGUGAGUGUGAGCAACGUAGCCCUUAUUCCAUAGUCAGCAAUGCAACAGGUAUAUCACCUCUAACAUCUGAAAAUACUCAGCAUCAGAAGUCAAUAAAUGAAAGCUAUGGAAGUGCAAGUGCCACAGCUGUCACUGUAACCAACUCCACUUCUGAGGCUCUACCGGAUGCAAAGUUAUGCUAUAACAAUAGUUAUACUGCAACUCCUAAACCAAAUGUACUAGACCAGAACUCAUUAGCUGCUAAAAACUGCAAUCAUGUAAAUGCCAUAUCACAGUCAUAUCAACAGUCUGCAGCUCCUGAAAGUUCAUUGAACUCUGUGACUGAUGUCAAUUAUUAUGCUGACACAACUGCUACUUCUCAUCAAGUUUCAGUUUCGUAUCCUAAUUGUAAUCAAAAUUCUUAUAUAAAUCAGGCUCAGAGUCCUUAUCCAAAUCAGAAACUGCCUUACCAGGGAGACUGCCAGAACAAAGAUCAAGUCCAGUCCAGUCAGUAUGGUAGAUAUACUGAAACUCAAAAUGAAUCAUAUCGAGGAUCAGAAGGUCCUCCUGCAAUACAGGGUGAUCAAAGCAGAAAUCUGUCUUCUCAUGAUGGAACUGUCAGUUCAAAAUCCUAUCAGUACAGUCGUGUCACACCAAAGAUUAACGCAUAUGGUACACAACAAGGAAGUAGUAAGGAGCCAUUUAAUAAUACAGUUUAUUGUAAUCAGUUUGGUAACAGACCACAAAGAGCAUGGCUUCCAGAACAAAAUCAGUAUACUUAUCAUCCACAUGCAGGGCAAAGACCACCUUUGAAAACUCAAAUGACAGCAUCAGAUGCGAAACAAAAUCCAGAGACUGCCAGAGUGAGAAAGUCAUGGCUGAAUAAUCAACCUACAACUCAAGCUCCAGCAAAAUUUCAAAAUACAGCAUCUGUUACCCAAAGCAGUACAUCAAAUAAAUCACAGCCUCAGUCAUUGCCUGCAUCCCAAGCUGUUCAAUCCAUGGCUAAAAAACCGUUGGAGUUCCCUCCCAAUACAGUUGAAGCCAUAAAACCAGUUGCAGUUAAACGGAGACGGUGCCCAGCAAAACGCCUUGGUACAAUUGAUCCAUGGAGAAUCAUGCUUGCAUUAAAAUCUGGUUUACUAGCUGAAUCUACAUGGGCCUUAGAUGCACUUUCCAUUUUGUUGGCUGAUAACAACACUGUAGUUUACUUCGGACUAAGCCAUUUGCCAGGUCUACUCAAUGUGCUUGUAGAUCACUAUCGUUGCUUUUUGAACAAAAUAUUCCACCUUGCCAAUGAUGUGGAAAUUGGUUACUCUGAAGAUUUGGACAAGAAAAACAUUUCCAGCAACUUAAGCUGUCUAGGAUCUGAUGAUACUGGAUCUUGGGAAGGAAAAAUUAAACUAUUAGAUUCACCUAAUUUUACAUACAAAACUAGGUGCAAAAAAGCAGUUCAAAUUCAGUACGAUGAAGCAUUAUUUCUUAUUGAUCCUCAAAGAUCAUGGGAUAAGUUUGAAGGAUUUGAUGUAGCUGUUGAGCAUUGGCAAAAAGGUGGAGGUGAUAUAACUUCACAUAUACAAACUUCCUUUGCUAGCUGUUCUAAAAAAGUUAAAUUUCAUCGAGACUUGAGUGAUGAGAAAAAAUUAAAAAGUGAAAAGCUUUCAUCAGAUAUGAAGUCACUGCCUUCAUUUCUGAAAGAAAAACCUAAUAUGUUAAAAUCGUCAUUAUUAUUUAAAGGUGAACCAAUUGUUGUUUUGAAGAAAUUCAAUUUUCUUGCUGAUAAAGCUUUUACAUUAUCUGAUGAAGAGUCUGUAGAAGCUCCAGAAAUUGAAUCAAGUAAUUCAAACUUCAGUAAGAAAUCGGAUGAUGUUAUUUCUGAUAAAAAUGAUGGAGACAAAGACAGGGAAAAUGGUAUUGAUGGAGUUGAAAAACCAGCUAGCUCAGAAGACUCUAUUUCAGGUGGUGAAUUAAAUGAGGGAAAAGAAAUUAAAUGUGAUACGGAUGCCAUAAAUAUUAUGAAUAAUAAAAAAAGUGAUGCUAUAGAUGAAGUUAAAGAAAAGGUUGAAUCUCUGAAAACUAAUGAUACAGAGUUAUCUGAAAAUGUUCCACGACUGAGAGGCUCUCUUUCAUCACGGAAACGUUUCCUGUGUGAAGAUUUAGAAGAUGAAGCUUAUUGCUUUGAUCAGCCAGCACUUUGUGUGAUUAAUGAUUCUCAAGAAAUGCUUUCACGCAGAUGUGUGUGUGUUUCAACAAUUCUUCGAAACCUAUCUUUUGUACCAGGAAAUGAUUUGGUUAUGAGUAAAAAUCCAGGUGUCUUAUUAUUAUUAGGCAGGCUACUUCUCUUGCAUCAUGAGCACAAACCAGCAAAAAAUGCAUAUCAUAAAUAUGAAAAAGAAGCUGAUGGGAGUGUGUCUUGGAAUGAAUCUUGCAUCAGUUUAAAAGAUGAACAAGAAUGGUGGUGGAGCACACUCAGUGUUUUACGAGACAAUACGCUUGUUAUACUUUCCAACAUAUCAGGUCAUCUUGACCUGUCACCAUUCCCUGAGGAGGUAAGUCUCCCGAUAUUGGAUGGUUUGCUGCACUGGGUUGUAUGUCCAUCAUCUUAUGCUCAAGAUCCCCUGCCAUCUAGAUCACUGUCCUCCGUCCUGUCGCCACAGCGACUUUGUUUGGAAGCUCUUUGUAAACUUUCUGUGCUUUCAAGCAAUGUUGAUCUCAUUAUUGCUACUCCUCCAUGGUCUCGCAUUGAAAACUUACUGGCUUUUCUAACAAAGUCUCUUAGUUAUGGCCAAGAUCAGAUUAUGCGUGAAUUUGCAGUUAUAUUGCUUUCUAACAUCUCCCAGGCAGACUCUGUAGCAGCCAGAACCAUAGCAGAGCAAAGCCGUUGUAUAUCUUAUCUCAUUGCUUUCAUAGAAGAGGCAGAAGCUAAUGCUUUCCAAAUAGCUAGUUCUCAGGGUACAAAGAAACUGAGAGAUAAACCAGAACUAAUGGGUACUACUCCAGGUAUGGUUCAAAGAGCUGCCAAUACAUUAAAGAAUUUAGCCUUAGUUCCUGAGAAUCAAGGUUUGUUUAUAAGGUAUCAGCCACGACUUCUUUCUCUUGUAAUGUCACAAGUAAUGGACCAGGAAUUGGCAGCAGUCAUAGCAGAUGUUUUGUUUUAUUGUUCAGAUGAAAUUAUGGCGGAUAUAUCAUGUCAGCUUCCAGUCUCUUAGCAAACAAGCAAGACUGUUAACACUGAACUAAGUCAUUGUUUAGCAAGCUGUAAUACCUGUUGCUCACAAAUGGCAGAUAAAUAUCACAGUGGUGCUACUUAAGCAGCUGAUAUUUUCAUCUGCAUUAUAGAUAAUGUUGUUAUAUGUGUUAUUUGCUACAUACUUUGGGGCUUCACUCUCAUUUUGUGUCAGUGUCAAAAACUUACUGCCUGUUGGAGAAAUCUUAAUUUUUCUCAAACUAUUUAUUGUGUCUGUAAUUGCGGCUGGGAUUAAUCUUUAAGUGUAUUUAAGUCUUCUCUAGGUUCUUAUUAGGCCUACAAAUAGUAAAUGUAUGAAUGUUAAAACUGUAGUUUAAAGGAGUAUUUUAGAAAAUAUUGUAUUUUCUUAUUGCCUGAAGUGUCUCUUAUUUAUUUAAGGAAUUCAAUAUUUAAUUUGACUGUUUUCUGCUAUUUCUCUUAUAAAUUAACAAUAUAUUAUGCAAAUUUUCAGAUUAUAUUUUCGUGAACUAAUAGUAGCUUCUGAUAACUUCUGUAUGUCUUAUUGCAGUUCUGAAUUUGUAUGGUAUUUAUAAUUCAUUUUAUUAACUUCAAAAAUAAUUUCAAACUGUUGGAAUUUUUUUAGAAACAGUCACUCUUAUGUGUCUUAAACAUCACAAUAAAGUGCUUGUGUUCAUAUAAGUGAAGCCCCAUUGUGCACUUUAUAUUUAAACAAAAUAAAAGAGGAAAAAAUAGCACAUCUACGAAAAUAGUUACGACUCCAGCCGGUUGGUAUUUCGGAUUUGUCAAAAAGUCCGUCUUGUUAUAUGUUCUGUCCAUUUGUGUUUUUAAUUGAGGCCCAAGGCCAGUUUUUAUGAAGUUUUCUUUUUAUAUAUUUUAUAAAAAUGAGAUGGCAAGACAUUAAAAAUUAUCUUCCGUAUUGUUAGAUGUUGAUAUAAAUUGUUAAAAGCAUUAUACUAAUUAGUGAUUUCUUAUAAUGUUCCUAGCAAAAUUCAAGAAAUUCCCCCUUAAAAAUAAUUUACUGUAUUACUAAUUGAGGUAUGGAAAUUGCAUUUCUCAGAAGGAAAAUAUUCCAUAUAUCUUAUUUUUUUUCAAAGUUCUAUACUGACUUUUGAGUAUUAUAGAUUUUGUACGUUUUUUUCCUCAUAAUUUUGAAAAUGUUUUAUAAGCUCCAUUCCAAGUUUUAUUAUUAAAUUGUAUCUUUUAAAUGCUUUGAAAUCAUUUUGAAUAAUUGUGAAAACUGUUGCUUCACAACCUAAAGAUUGUAGCCUUUUCAAAAAAAAUAACUUAAUGUUUUUUAUGGUCACCCUGAUGUAAAUGUGGAUGUUGGUUUCAUAGUGGUAAAUGUGAUGCUUACUAAAUUUGUGAGGAAUUUUAAUUGGUAUGAAUACUGGCUGACUUAAUUUACUUUGAAAUUUGUGCAUGAUCUGAACUGUGAAGCAAAUUAAUUUUACUUGCCUCUGAAAAAAAUGCAGGUGAAAAUUCCAUACCUAUGCAGUUGGUUUGUGGGAGUGAGAAAUAUUAUUUCGAAAACAUUUCAUCCCUUCAUUGUUAAUUUAUUUUUUAAUCUAUGUGUGCAGCUUCAUAAAUACAUUUUCAAGUCUAAAGGAUGAACGUUGGUUGUUAGUUACGCAUUAAAAUUAUAUUUGUUUUUAACCCUUGAUUGGUUAUGGUUCCUGAUAUGAAAAUUCAGUGUACUGAGUUAAAUGUCUGAUUUUUUUUACUGUGUUAUUUUGCAUGUUCGGAACCAAAUAACUGAUAAGUUUCAAACUUAUCGUGGGCAGGCAGUGUUGCAGUAUUGUAGUGAUUAGAAAAAAAGAGUUACAGUACCUAUGCUGAUUCCAGUAUAUGUUAUUUUUGUUUAUCAUUAUGGAAUAAUUGACCAAUACUUUUUAAUAAUAGUUUUUUUAGUAUGGAGAAUGUUUCCAAUUCAUUCAUUUUCAUAUGUCAUUCAUUAACUUUCUUUUGAUUCAUUUAAAUCAUAUUUAUUUUUUCUUUUCCAUUUCAACUGUGCAAUUAAUUACAUAGAAAAAUUUAAUGUGUGUCUGUAGAAAGCGUGUUAAAAUCUAUGUUUCAUAAUUUUUUUUCCUGUUGCUUUUAAUUUUAUAUUUCAUCAACAUUGCAAAUUUCCGUACCUCCAGCUGCAUACAUCGAAAGAUGAUGAUGCACAAAGUUACAAAAUUGCUGUAAAAAAUCUGUGUUACAUAUAUAUUAACAUGUUUACUUAUUUAAGGUAUUGCUUUCAUUGUCAAUAUUGCAUUUAAAUGAAUUGUCUAAUAUUAUUGAUAAAUUUUGAAUUAAAUUUGUUUUUGUCUGUUAAUGUAUGCAACCAUUUAUUUCAUUUGAUAAAAUUAUCCCGUUUUUAUUUUAUAUUUCUUUUUAUAUUCUGAGCCAAUGUCUUACAUGCUAUGCAUCUGUCUUUCCUUCGUAUGUAAUAUUUCUUAAUAAUAUGGUAAGAAGAUCUUAUGGUAAAAUAUAUUCAUUGUUGCUUUUUUAAUCUAAGUAUUAUUUGUGUGUCUUUCCAUCUCCAUUCGUGGUGUAUAUGUUUGUCUGUGAACUGACUUGACACCUCAAUGAGGGUAAAAAUUUACACUUGUGCAACUACCCAGUGCAAAUUACCUUUUGUAAGUGAGAAAAUGUGUAAAAAAUGUUAUUACUUCAGGGGCUCUUUUUAGCUUAUAAAAAUGGACAACACUUUGUAAUUUAUGUAAAGAGUUAUUUUGUGUAAAUAGUAGAGGUUUUAAACUACUGUCUGCAAGAGAGUGGUUUUAUUAAUCUUAUCUGUGAAAAAUUAAAAAUUUUAUUCUGCAAAUGAUGGUAUAUGAAGGGAAUAAGAUGUGGACUUAGCGUGACAUGUCAUUUAGUCUUUUGUCCUAAUAUAGGGACAGUGUGAGGCCAUCAAAAACAUGAGCUGUUUUGCAAUUUGGGUUCCAUAUUGCUGUAUAAUAAUCUGUUUUUCAUAUGUAGGUAAAUUUUUUAUUGUUGUGAUUAGUAAACAUUGAUGAACAUUAA